AUAAUAGACAUAAUGCAAAAGCCGGUUCCUAAUAGCAGCUAUUAUAAAUACAACUUAAAUAACUGUCACAUACGUAAAACCUGUAGUUUACGGCUAAAAAACGAAAUCAAAGGAAAGCUACAAUAUUUGAAAAGUUGGCAGAUGGAACAAUCUCUAGAUGAAAAAGCUAAGAAUGUCAUAGAAAAUACUAUAGAUACGGAUUAUUUUGGUAUAAAUAGCGGUAAAAAGGUCUACAUAGGCUUUACUGCUUAUGCCCGCAAUCCUAGCAAUGGUUGUAAAGAACAAAUAUCAGACACAAUAUUUUCCAAUGCCAUUUAUGACAUCUGUAAUUUUUCAACCGUAACACCUAGUUUUGCAACAACUGCUGGUCGUUCAGAACAUAUCAUUAACUUAGCGAUAACCAACUUACAACAACACCAUCAAGCGUUCAAAUUAAAUUAUCCCAUGAAGAUAAUAGUUGGCAAGCUUGGACUAUGGGUCAUUUGCAAAAAGAUGGUUUACAUUUCACUGCCCCACCCUAUACGGGCCAUAUUAAUUCGAACGAUAACAAUCGUCUGA
Messenger RNA from Lucilia sericata (common green bottle fly), 558 nucleotides. RefSeq lists its product as uncharacterized. The transcript has 2 exons. The record is from RefSeq and is a predicted model, not a curated record. NCBI's taxonomy places the organism in Eukaryota, Metazoa, Arthropoda, Insecta, Diptera, Calliphoridae. The coding region runs from base 13 to 558 and encodes 181 amino acids.